CCAGGGGCGGACUGACCAUUUGGAAACUCGGGCACUGCCCGAGGGCCCGGGGUCAGUAGGGGGCCCCAUGAGAUGCCCCUGGUACCUUUUUCAUAGGCUUUUUUGAGUUUGGGCAAGGACACAGGGGCCCCAUGAUCUCCUAUUGCCUGGGGGCCCUAUGAGUUCUCAGUCCGCCCCUGCUCUAUACAAACUCCUUACUCAUUGCUGCCUCAUCAGUGCCCAUCAGUGCUGCCUAUCAGUGCCCAUCAGUACUGCCUAUCAGUGC
Molecule: messenger RNA, 265 nt
Organism: Staurois parvus
Lineage: Eukaryota; Metazoa; Chordata; Amphibia; Anura; Ranidae
Source: the annotation of a GenBank genome assembly